CUCUCUACACCGGGCCCAAGGCUCUCUUUCUCUCUCUCGACACGGAGCAACCAACUCUUUCUACACGGAGCUCCCAAUUCUCUCUCUGUACACAGAGUUAUCGAGUCGCUCUCUCUCAUCCUGAUUUCACUGAGCUAUGAAGUCUUAACCUUGGCGCUCUCACUCUGCAAGUAAAAAGCUGGAUUAGGGAUUAAAAGCUCAGAAGACUGAGUCUAUGAAACAUAGAAUAACAAUUUCGCUCUCUUUGAUAUCUUUGAUUUGAGAGACCUAUUCACAGCUAAGCUUCUAUCUCUCUCUACAUGCCUGUCGGAAAUGGCCUCAAAUCCUGAUGAAAUCCGAGGCAUAGUAAGUGAACCGAGCUCGCCUGGUUUUUAUCAAGAGUAUGAAACUCUCUUAUAUCUUCAAUCAAAUCACCAAUCAAAUCACCAGAAGUGGCAUAAAAGCCAGGCACUUUCUCUCCCCCAGAGAUGAAGCAGCAGUUUCAAAAGAGAUCUGCAGUAUCCUCAAAGAUGUAGAGGUUAUAGAAACACCCCUUGAAACCCUAACUCCAUUGAUUUCCCCCAAUGUGGUGGCAUCUGUGCUCAAAGAGGAGAAGGACCCGAAAUUGGGAUUCAGGUUCUUCAUUUGGUCUUCGAGGCAUACGGCCCUUAAAAGCUGGGAUUCUCACAAUUCAAUGAUUGAUAAGUUGCAGGGAAUGCAGGAUUUUGAAUCAGCAUGGAAAUUACUGGAAGAACUUAAAAUUAGCAAACAUCCCAUCUCACCUGAAGCGUUUGCAGUCAUGAUUUCUGCUUAUACGAAGUUGGGCAUGGCUGAAAAGGCAGUGGAAUGCUUUAGCAAGAUGGUUGAGUUCAAUUGUAGGCCCAAUACCUUCACUUACAAUACAAUUCUCCAUCUUUUAAUGGAGGAAGAAGUUUUCCCGGUUGCCUUUGCUGUUUAUAACCAAAUGUUGAAAGUGGAUUGCCGACCUAACCAGUCUACUUUCAACAUUCUGAUCGGUGGGCUUUGCAAAGCUGGGAAAACCCAAGAUGCCCUGUUAUUGUUUGAUGAAAUGGCAAAGAGACGUAUUUCUCCUAACACUUUGACGUAUACAAUUGUUAUUUCUGGUUUGUGCAAUGCUAGGAAAACUAAAGAUGCUCGUAAAUUACUACAAACCAUGAGAGAUAACAGGUGUCUUCCUGAUGAUAUCACUUAUAAUUGUAUGCUAAGUGGGUUUUGCAAAUUGGGUAGAGUAGAUGAAGCUUUUGAGCUUUUAAGAUCGUUUAGGAGAGAGAAUUAUAUGCUUGGGUUAAAUGGUUAUACUACUCUUCUCGAUGGACUGUUUAGAGCUGGGAGGUUUGAGGAAGCUUGCCAGUAUUAUCGGAACAUGGUGGAAAGGCAAAACAUAGUCCCUGAUUGUAUUCUUUAUACCACGAUGAUCAAGGGGUAUUGUGAAGCUGGUAAAAUUAAUGCUGCGCUUGGUUUUUUGAGGGAAAUGACUAGUAAAGGGUUGGUUCCAGAUACUUACUGUUAUAACACCUUGAUUAAGGGUCUCUGUGAUGUUGGGUUCUUAGAUAAGGCUCGGUCUCUACGUUUAGAAAUCUCAAAGGAAGACUGUUUCCCUGACUCUACAACAUACACUAUUCUCAUAUGUGGUUUAUGCAAGGAAGGCCUGGUUAAUGAGGCCGAAGAGAUUUUUGAGGAGAUGAAAAGGCUUGGAUGUUCCCCCACUGUGAUGACCUUCAAUUCUCUCAUUAAUGGAUUGUGCAAAGCUGGUGCAGUGGAGAAAGCCCACAUUCUGUUCUAUAAAAUGGAGAUGGGGAGUAACCCAUCUCUCUUUCUGCGCCUUUCUCAAGGCUCUGACCCUGCGCUUGAUAGCGCGAGCCUUCAAUCCAUGGUUGAGAGGCUCUGCAACUCUGGGCUCAUUUUGAAGGCAUACAAGCUCCUCAAAGAACUCGUUAAAAGUGGGGCUGUCCCUGAUAUUAUAACAUAUAAUAUACUAAUCAAUGGCCUUUGCAAGGCAGGCAAUAUCAAUGGGGCAUUCAAGCUACUCAAGGAGCUGCAACUUAAAGGCUAUUCUCCUGAUGCAGUCACAUAUACUACUCUCAUUGAUGGCCUUCAAAGAGCUGACAGAGAAGAGGAAGCAUUUUCACUUUUGGAUCUAAUGGUAAGCCAUGGGCAUAUGCCUGAUGUUGUAGUUUACAAGGUCCUUAUGACAUCAUUGUGUCGAAAAGGGCGGGUCACUCAAGCGUUUAGUCUUUGGUUAAAUUUUCUUUCAAAGAGGUUUGUUACUUCUGAGAAGGAAGCCGGCAUGAUUGAAUUGGUACGAGAACACUUUGAGCAAGGAAAAGCGGGAGAGGCAGUCAGAGGCUUGAUAGAGAUGGAUUUGAAGCUUAAGGCUGUGGAUUCUUCUCCUUAUACCAUUUGGCUUAUAGGGUUUUGCAAAGGUGGGGAGCUGGAUAAAGCUCUUAAGAUUUUCUCUAUUCUUCGAGAAUUCAAUUUUGAUGUGACACCUCCAAGUUGUGUGAUGCUCAUCAAUGGCCUUUGCCUGGAGGACAGACAUGCUAUGGCUAUUGAUGUUUUUCUUUACACACUGCAGAAAAAAUUUGAAUUGAUGCCACCUGUGUGCAAUAGGUUAAUUAGGAGUCUAUGUUCUCAGAAUAAGAGAAAGGAUGCUCAUGAGAUUGUGCAUAGAAUGGCUAGUGUAGGGUAUGAUUUGGGAGUCUAUCUUGAUCUAACUACCAAAUCUCUUUUAUAUGAUUAUGAGAAUGGAUGACAAGAAUCAGCAUUUUCCUU
Amborella trichopoda is the source of this 2772-nucleotide messenger RNA. RefSeq names its product Pentatricopeptide repeat (PPR) superfamily protein. The record is from RefSeq and is a predicted model, not a curated record. Gene Ontology annotation, molecular function: protein binding. NCBI's taxonomy places the organism in Eukaryota, Viridiplantae, Streptophyta, Magnoliopsida, Amborellales, Amborellaceae.